AUGGCUACCACCCCUACUGAUAUGAAGGAGUAUCCGAACUCUUACGCGUUUGUGAUCGACAUGCCUGGGCUGAAAGGUGAGAACAUUAAGGUGCAGGUGGAGGAGGACAGUGUGCUAGUCAUUAGCGACAAGAGGAAGAGGGAGAUGGAGAAAGUAGGGACUAAGUAUUUGAGGAUGGAGAGAAGAGUGGGAAAGUUCAUGCGCAAUUUUAAGUUUCCGGACAAUGCCAAAACUGAUGCCAUAUCUGCCAGGUAUCAGGAUGGUGAGGUGGAGGAGGACAGUGUGCUAGUCAUUAGCGACGAGAGGAAGAGGGAGAUGGAGAAAGUAGGGACUAAGUAUUUGAGGAUGGAGAGAAGAGUGGGAAAGUUCAUGCGCAAGUUUAAGUUUCCGGACAAUGCCAACACUGAUGCCAUAUCUGCCAGGUAUCAGGAUGGUGAGGUGUGUAGGGGAUCAUCAUAUGGACAGCUUGCAUAUGGAUAG
Vigna angularis (adzuki bean) is the source of this 480-nucleotide messenger RNA. Its product is annotated as 17.3 kDa class II heat shock protein-like. NCBI's taxonomy places the organism in Eukaryota, Viridiplantae, Streptophyta, Magnoliopsida, Fabales, Fabaceae. The record is from RefSeq and is a predicted model, not a curated record. Gene Ontology annotation, biological process: response to hydrogen peroxide; protein folding; protein complex oligomerization. The transcript is spliced from 2 exons. Bases 1 to 480 code for a protein of 159 amino acids.